CUUCACUCUUGAGGAAUGCAAACAAUUUAGGGUAGUUCUAAAAGACCCGGUUUGUAAAACAACUUUGGCAAUUUUUUGGCUAAUGUUUAUUUAAGAAACAGAAAAAAAUCAGUUUCACGUUUUUUUUAGCAAAAAUCCGCUAUGUCGUCAGUUGUAGUCCCCGACGAAAAUCUUAUUCAAUCAAUAAAAUAUGCUGGUCCAGAAAGUGAAUUUGUCACAGAACUGCUAGGUCAAACUGUUAAUAUUCAAUGUAGCGAGGGUAUUCACAAUCACGGCAGUUCCAAAGUUAAACUAGCUGAUCGAAUAGAUUAUAAUUGGGAGUUUAAAUAUUACCAUGGGCAUCUUGUAGCUGCAGAUAUUACUGGGAAGAUCAUUGCCUAUGCCAUGAAGGGAAAGGAAGGUGGAAUGAUUAGAGUGACAGACCAAGAAACAAAUGCUAAAAGGACUUUAAUAAAAAAUUUCAAGGAGGAUAUAAAAGAUUUGUCUUUUUCUUACUCAAGGGAAGAAAUCAUUCUUGGCUGCAUUGAUUGUGAAGGCAACAUACUUGUUUAUCAAAUUGUAGAUGAUGGAGAUACAUUAUCUUACAAGCAGCUGUUACACAUUUAUCACGUGGAACAUGUUAGACCAAAGGUGAAUUUUAGGUUAAUAUGGUGUCCAUACCUUCCCAGCUAUGAUGAAGAUACAGAUGCAGGUGAUGACCCUGAAAAAAUGUUUGUUGUCCUAAAUGGAACAAGAGCUGAAAUUUAUAACUUGACGAUGUUAACUUCCAAAUAUGGUUCUGGCACAUUGGACCCCAAUGACACUUACGAGGGCUAUAUUGAAAUUAAUCACAGUUCAGAAUUGGUAGAUGCAUCAUUCUCCUCUGAUGGAACUGCUAUUGCUAUAGCCUGCCUAGAUGGUUAUGUCAAGUUUUUCCAACUAUAUAUGUUUGAUGAUGAAAAACAAAAGUGUCUACAUGAAUGGCAGCCCCAUAAUGGCCAACCAUUAACAUCAAUCAUUUUCAUUGACAAUGUUUUAGAAUACAGUUCUGAGUAUGUUGUUGUAAGUUCUCUUCGGCAAGUAGUGAUAUGUACUUUUAGGUGUUGGAAAUUUGCUAUUACUGGAGCAAACAAUAAUUCUGAGAUCAAACUGUGGUCUUGUGAAACUUGGACUUGUCUACAAACAAUCUAUUUUGUCCCUAAUCCAAAAAACAUCAUACAGGAUCUCUUCCUGACUGUAUCCAUAGAUCACACUGGCCAGUUCUUGGUUGUAGCUGAUAUUAAUAACCGGGCCUUAUAUAUUAUGCAGCUCAAAAGGAAUGAUGAAGAGCAAGUGGUGUGUGUGACAGUUUUGUCACAAUUCCUGCUUCCCGCACCAUUUCUGAGCUUCCAUGUAUUGGAUGCGUGCACAAAGAAUAUUCCUUUGUGCUAUAGCAACAGCACUGAAGAUGUAUAUGAUAAUGAGGAUCUCUUCGAUGAAGAUUCCGAAAUAACUGUGACCAGCUUAAAAAUGUUGGUUAUCCAACCCAAGAAGUUCCAGGACUGCAACAUAACGUUCCAGCCAGAGUCACUCAUGCGCGGAGGGGUAUCAGUUCUUGAGAAGCUGACCGAUCCCCUAUUUGAACUUAGAAAUGGGAAAAAGGAUGAUGAAGAGGAAGUUGAAAAGAUUCCUGAAUUGGAUGACCUCCAAUCAUCGGUCAGCUUAUUGAUUCAGCAGCAGGAACAACAGAUGAGUUCCAAACUCACAUUAAUGACACCUGACGAUUUUACUUCAGCUGGCAAAAAUAGUUCAAGAUCUAGCAGUGUCCGAAAUUCCCUCACAAACGAUGCUGCACUGUGUGAACCAAUGCAAAAACUGAAUGAAGAGCUGAUAUCUGAGCUGCACAAACCUCCCAAGGAUACUUUUGCUAGCGCGGGGUCGAGUCCCAGUCGGGAAGUACAAGAGAUACUGUCAUUAAACAACUCGGGCAGUAAUUAUGGUACCGACGAAUAUUUCAAUAACCUUGCCAACUUACAGGUAAAGGACGAACAAGAAGUUCCGGAAAAAGAUUAUUCAGAAUCCGGGGACCCAGUUGGGUACCAGGACCCCGUCAACUGGCCAAAAAUUCCCGUCGUCAAUGAAGAUGUCGUCAAUAAGAGCAGCGACAUGAACAGUCAGGACAUGGAAACGGUGUAUUUUAAGAUAAGCGCGCUGGAGGGGGUAAUUCGCGAGCAGAGUCUGCUCAUCCAGCAACUGCACCAGGAUAUGAAAGUCGUAACGCAAUCGGCGACGAGAAACAACCACAAGGACAUUGACAAGGAGGAGUUGAUUAAAGAGCUGGAUUGCGCCAUGGCCAAGCAACACCUGCAAAUAGCUAAGAUGCUUGAGAAUCUCAUUAACCUGCAGAAAAACAAAGACAGAGACUUGCAUGACCAGUUGGUGGGUGCUGUCGGCCAACUACUAUCCAAGUCACUGGCGGAAAAAUUGCAGCAUGAAAUGAAGCACUCGAUGUUGCCGACGGUGCACGCACUGGCAGACUCCUACCGGCACCAGGUCGACGACCAAUAUACGCAAAAAUUCGCAGAUAUUGACAAAAUGGUAAAGGAGAAUUUCGCAAAGGUCAUCAACAGCAAAUCCCUGACAGAUUCCAUUAGUUUAUCGGUUGUGAAUCUAGUGUCGCCCACCCUGGAGAAGUGUUACCGGGACAUAAUAUCAUCCUCGUUGCUGCCAUCUUGGGAGCGCAUAUGCGGACAAAUGUUCCAGCAGAUAAACGAGACAUUCACAAAAGGAACAAAGGAGUACACAGCAUCGGUGGAAAACUACAUGGACCGGCAAAGGAAGGUGCAAGACAAAGGCAAAGACAUGAUGGUCCAGAUGCAGACCAUAUCAGAUAGCAUGAAAGCGAACAGCGAAGCGUUGACCAGCGUUCUGUGUGGCGAGAUACACAAGCAAUUCAGUGCCGCCCUCAAAAGCGUGCAAGACAAAUUGGUGCAAAAAAUUAAGGAAACUGUCAGCGUCGAAGUGAAACAGAGCUUCAAAAAUCAUGCGGCCAUCCUCGAGGACAGUGUCAUCAACGCCGUGCGGUCCAGGGCUGUUACGCCCGCCCCUCACGCCGACUCUCACGUUGGCAAUACCAUACGAGAAAGAAUUGACCGGCUGUUUCAGAUGACGACUCUAAGCCACAUCCAGCAGUGCAUCAACAGGGGCGAAUACGAUGAGGCAUUCCAGAUGGCGCUCUCGGCAGAGAACUUAACCUACGUGAUAUUCGUCUGCGAAAGGGUAGACGUCGGUAAGGUGUUCGGGGAAAGUUGUGCUUUGUCCCAGAGUGUCCUUCUGGCUCUCAUUCAGCAACUUAGCAUGGAGCUGCACAAAGACACAGAGACUAAACUCAGCUUUAUUCGCGCCGCAUUUCUGGCAUUGACACCGGAAUAUCCACAGACGAGGCAGUUCGUACCAAACGUGCUGCGCGACUUGCUGAAGCAACUGAGCUUGUUCAUGCAGACGAGUCCGCCUCUGAAGCAAAUGACGGACGCCCGACUGCUUAAAAUGGCCGUCGAGCGGAUGCUGAGCAAGUAAUCUUUUCGGAACCGUUGUGUACAUAGACUUAUUCGAAAGCCAGUGGCUCCCCUUUUUUACAUACAUUUAUAAUGUUGAGUUUCGUGACGAAAAAUGUAACAUACGACCGUUUCCGUUUUGUAUGUUUUGUUUAAUUUUUAUUAAGACUGGUACUGAAU
Messenger RNA from Cylas formicarius (sweet potato weevil), 3692 nucleotides. It is a transcript of the gene Ge-1, whose product is annotated as enhancer of mRNA-decapping protein 4. Gene Ontology annotation, molecular function: protein binding. The transcript has 17 exons. Gene Ontology annotation, cellular component: P-body. The record is from RefSeq and is a predicted model, not a curated record. Bases 142 to 3534 code for a protein of 1130 amino acids. Lineage: Eukaryota; Metazoa; Arthropoda; Insecta; Coleoptera; Brentidae. Gene Ontology annotation, biological process: deadenylation-independent decapping of nuclear-transcribed mRNA.